Messenger RNA from Dendrobium catenatum, 802 nucleotides. RefSeq lists its product as uncharacterized. NCBI's taxonomy places the organism in Eukaryota, Viridiplantae, Streptophyta, Magnoliopsida, Asparagales, Orchidaceae. Gene Ontology annotation, cellular component: chloroplast stroma. The record is from RefSeq and is a predicted model, not a curated record.
UAUAGAUAAGAAACUCGGCGCUCGGAGACGGAGGGAGAGAGAGUGUGUGUGGAGGUAACCUUGAGGAUGUAUCAUCUGAACUCUCAUGGAGUUCAAAUUUUCCCAGGUACCAAUGUAUCCAAAACAUACAACAUAUUUUUUUUGUGGAACAAAUGUCUGUGGAUCUCAAUUAGCAUGUCCAUUGAUUUGCUUUGAACUGACACAGAUGAUGAGAAGUAAGAACAUCACUCUAAGGCACAAGUUUAUUUGUGGGAGCGGUUUAAGUGGCACAAUUCAUGGCAUAUUUGUAUCAAACCCUUAUUCUAGAUCAGUUUCUUCAUGGUUGUUUGCAUUUCUCAUGAAAGAAGCUCCACUUCUUCCACGAAAGCUUCCUCAUUCGCCAUAUGAGGUAGUGGUGAGGAUUGGAGCUGUGGCAUAUCAGUUGAAAUUACUACUAACAGCGACUAUAAAUCUGGUGUUCCAUGUAUCCCAGCUAAGGAGAACAAUUGGAGAUCAUGCAGCAAGUCCUGAGUUUACAGUGACACUGACAGAAGAUUUAGAGAUGUUUGCAGUUAGGAGGAAUAUGAAAUCAGAAACUUACGUCCUAUUGGAACCAGGGAACCUAGAAUUCGUUUCGGAGGAGGAGCUGAAGAUGAGGUUGAAGGCUUGGUUGGAGAGAUGGCCUGGAGAUGAGCUUCCUCCAGAUCUUGCUGGCUUUGAAACAAUUGAGGAUGUCGCCGCUUACCUUGUCAGGUCUGUCUGUGAGCUUGAGAUUGAUGGUGAAGUUGGUUCUGUGCAGUGGUAUCAAGUUCAGUUAGAAUGA